This is a messenger RNA of Plasmodium gaboni, 1414 nucleotides long. Its product is annotated as putative membrane protein. The record is from RefSeq and is a predicted model, not a curated record. The transcript is spliced from 3 exons. The annotation marks the transcript as partial. Lineage: Eukaryota; Apicomplexa; Aconoidasida; Haemosporida; Plasmodiidae.
ACAUGAAGAAAAAGAAAAUCAUAUACAAGACGAUAUAAUAUAUUAUAAAUAUAAUAAUAUUGUAAAUAUAGAUAAUAAACAAAAUGAACUUGUUGAUCAUACUACACAAACACAAAAAUUUUUUAAUAAAGAAACAGAAAUUAAAAGUCAAAUAUUCUUAUCUAGGAAAUAUAAAAGUUUAUUAUUACAAAAUAAAAUAAAAACAACUCAACAUGAAAAUUUUCUUAAAAUUUGGAAUGAUUUACAAACUUAUAGUGAUUCAAAUGCAUAUAUAAAAUCAAAAAGAAAAAAAAAAAUACAGAAUAUAAACAAAAAACUUUUUUAUAUACAUAAUGAUAAAAAAAGAUAUAUAUUAAAUUAUUCAACAAAUAAUAGUGAUUAUAAUUCUUAUGACAAUAAGGAAGAUGAUAUUAUUCAUAAUAAUAUUGUUAUACAUCAAAAUAUAAAACAAGAUCAAGAAAUAAAAAAUAUAAAGGAAAAAGAUAAAGAAAAAUAUAAUUAUUCAAAUUUUAAUUUAUUUAAUAAUACAAUAAAAUCAUUUGGAAAGGAUAUAAUGUCAGGCAUUAAUAAUUUUCUAUAUAAUAAUAAUGAUAAUAUAAUAAAAAAUUAUAAAAAUCAUGCUUUAUAUUUUGACCUUGAUAAGAAGCAUAUUAUCAAUUAUUUUACUUCAACAAUGAAAGAAAUUAAAUCUAUAAAAAUGAAGGAUUCUUUACAUUCAUAUGAAAAGAAAGAUCAAAUAAUUACGUACUUUCCAAUUUAUAAAAAAAAUAAAAUUUUGUUUAAUCAUUGCUCUAUCAAAAAAUGGGAAAUUUUUAAAAACCACCCACUAUACAACUACAUAAUCCUCAAUUAUCUGUAUGACAAAAAAGAAGACAUGCUAAUAUUAUUUUGUGAUGAUAUCAUUGUUCAAAUAAAGAGUAAAAAAAAACAUGCUGUUAUAAGAAAAGAAAAUAUUAUAAAAAUUGAAAUGUGUUGUAUUUAUUUUAAUAUGACAUUUGAGUGUGAUAAAAAUAUUAUCUUUAACAUAAAAAAUAUUAUAAAAAAAAAUAAAAAUAAUUUCCUUGGUCUUUAUUUUGAUAUACUUUUUAAAAACAAAAAGAAAAAAAGGCUAAUAAAAAAAAUACACAAAAAUCUUGUCAAAAUCUUGUACUUCCUUUAUUAUGUAUUUCAUUUUAUAUAUAAUUAUAAUAAAAAAAUUGCAAACAUGAAAAAAUUAAAAAAUAAAAAUCUACAUCAGAAUAUUAAUCAUGAACAGACAAAUACAAUAAAUUCUACUUCUUAUAAAUCUAAAGAACAUCCAUUUAUAACAAUAUUUCUAGAAAACCAAAAAACUAUUUUUUCUUUUUCAUCCAUAACACAUUUUUAUCACUUCUUUAUUAAUAUAAGAGAUCUAUUAUUUAAUAAAUCGUAUUAA